Penicillium cataractarum is the source of this 1593-nucleotide messenger RNA. RefSeq names its product putative chromatin remodeling complex subunit (Arp8). Gene Ontology annotation, cellular component: Ino80 complex. The record is from RefSeq and is a predicted model, not a curated record. Gene Ontology annotation, biological process: regulation of DNA-templated transcription; double-strand break repair. Bases 1 to 1593 code for a protein of 530 amino acids. Lineage: Eukaryota; Fungi; Ascomycota; Eurotiomycetes; Eurotiales; Aspergillaceae. The transcript has a single exon.
AUGUCUGCGGAUCUCAAGAUCCGAAUGAAGGCGAACAAGCGACGAAUGUUGCCCAAUCCCAAGGAGGGAGUAAUCAACUUCAACCGCAAGCAGAUGCCGGAGGUCAUUUCAGAGCAUAAUGAUCCGGAACGAGUUGAAUGGACAGAGCUUGACAGUCCUCCGCCAGAGUACAUUAUUGGGCAACCGGCCUUGAGGGUUCCCGAUGCCUCAAAGCCUCGAUACAAGCUCUUCUGGCCUAUUCAAAAUGGAUGGUGCAAUGAGCGGGACUAUACGAGCAAGCGCAUGCUAUUCCUUGAUAUCUCCUUGAUCCUCGAAGAGGCGAUCAAGACCCAACUGGGCCUCCACAGCAAAAAGGACUGGCCUCAAUACUCUUGUGUGUUUGUGAUUCCGGAUCUAUACGAGAAGUCUUAUGUGACGCAGGUGCUGGAGAUGCUGAUGCGGGAGUUCUCCUUCGCCCGGGUGUGCUUUAUCCAGGAAAGUUUGGCGGCCACUUUUGGUGCCGGUUUCACCUCUGCCUGUGUUGUCGACAUUGGAGCCCAGAAGACGUCAAUUUGCUGCGUCGAAGAAGGCAUGUGCAUCGAAAAUUCGCGAGUGAACCUAAAAAUGGGCGGCAACGAUGUGACCGAGACUUUCACCAAGAUGAUGUUGCAUGACCAUUUCCCAUAUGCCGAUAUCAACCUCUGGCGUCGAUAUGAUUAUCUCCUGGCCGAGGAGUUGAAGAAGAAUAUUUGCACUAUGGACGAGGCUAAAGUGUCCCCGCAAGCAUUCGACCUCCACCUUCGAGUGUCCGGUCAGGAUACAGAAAAGCACAAUUUCAAGGUUUUCGAUGAGGGUCACCUUGCUCCCAUGGGGUUCUUUGAGCCAACCAUCUUCGACAACUCGCAGAAGCUGGACGGGCGACGGAAGCUCAUUGAAAGGUCCGUUGACAUCUAUGAUGGCCAACCCAAUGACCCUACUUCGGCAGCUCAGUCCGAAAUCAUGACUGCUCUGGCUCCCCCACUUCCUUCUAAUGGCAAGGCCAACGGUGAGCCUGACGUUCAUGCGACCCCUGCUCGCCCCCAGCAGCCGAAUCCGCUGGGUCGGAUACAGGAACAAGACGCCACCCCUCGGUCCUCCGUUGCCGGGUCUCCUGCCCCUGAAACUGUGGGAACCCCCCAAGCGGGUGGAUCUGGCACACCGGCUGUCAAUGCGGCGACAUCUCAGCCUGCUCGCCCGGCUGUUGAGUACCGCGACGACAUCUUGCCCGUUUUCCCCCUAGACAACGCCAUCUUGACCUCGAUCGCUCACGCCGCUCGUUCAGACGAGAAAAAGAUGCGGGACUUCAUUGGUGGCAUCAUGGUGGUUGGUGGUGGUAGUCUCACCAAUGAACUACAUGCAUUCCUCGAGGCACGACUGAAGGCUCUUCGUCCUGGUUUCCUAAAGGAGAUCAUGAUUGGCGUCCCACCACGAGACCUUGAUGCCCAAGUGGUCGUCUGGAAGGGUGCCAGUAUCUUUGGAAAAUUGAACACAACUAAUGACAGCUGGAUUGGUCAGCUGGAAUACGAUCGAUUGGGACAUCGCUUGAUGGCAUACAAGUGCAUGUGGGCGUACUAA